Molecule: messenger RNA, 1032 nt
Organism: Otolemur garnettii (small-eared galago)
Lineage: Eukaryota; Metazoa; Chordata; Mammalia; Primates; Galagidae
Product: glutathione S-transferase theta-1
Exons: 5
Coding region: 58-780 (240 amino acids)
Biological process (GO): glutathione metabolic process
Cellular component (GO): cytoplasm
Molecular function (GO): glutathione transferase activity
Source: RefSeq, a predicted model, not a curated record
CUGCGCCGGAGUUCGCUGUCCUCUGCCGCUAGGGAGUUUUGUCAGUCGGUGCCCACCAUGGUCCUGGAGCUCUAUCUGGACCUGCUGUCUCAGCCCUGCCGCGCCAUCUACAUCUUCGCCAAGAAGAACCGCAUCCCUUUCGAGAUGCGUACCGUGGAGCUGCUCAAAGGCCAGCACCUCAGUGAUGCCUUUGCCCAGGUGAAUCCUCUGAAGAAGGUGCCAGCCUUGAAGGACGGGGACUUCAUCUUGACUGAGAGUGUGGCCAUCCUUCUCUAUCUGACUCGAAAGUAUCAAGUCCCUGACUACUGGUACCCUCAGGACCUGCAGGCCCGAGCCCGUGUGGAUGAAUAUCUGGCAUGGCAGCACACAGCCCUGCGGAGAAACUGCCUCCGGGCCCUGUGGCAUAAGGUGAUGCUCCCUGUUUUCCUGGGUGAGCCAGUACCUCCCCAGACGCUGGCAGCUACUCUGUCAGAGUUGGAUGUGACCCUUCAGUUGCUCGAGGACAAAUUCCUCCAGAACAAGACCUUUCUCGCUGGAGCCCACAUCUCCCUGGCUGACCUGGUAGCCAUCACAGAGCUGAUGCAUCCGGUGGGUGCUGGCUGCCAAGUCUUCGAAGGCCGACCCAAGCUGGACGCAUGGCGGCAGCGUGUGGAGGCAGCCUUGGGGAAGGACCUGUUCCAGGAGGCCCACGAGGUCAUUCUGAAGGCCAAAGACUCUCCACCCGCGGACCCCACUAUAAAGCAGAAGAUGAUGCCUGGGGUGUUGGCCAUGAUCCGGUGAUCUGGGAAGCCUCACCCUAACACUGUCCUCAACAGUUCACGAAGCAAGUUCAUUUCCAAUGUCCCGUGGGAAGCAGGCUCAGGGAACAGGAGUGACUUUUCUGAGUCUUGCCUGAGUCCCACCCUCUACCACAGCUGCCUGAAAGCCACAAGGAGCAUGAUAAACUCCCAAAGCUUGUCUCCUUUAAUCACUGCAUUUCAUUUUAAGUUUGGAUAAUAAACCUGGGCUCAGCCUGAGCCUCUCCUAACUCUA